Seminavis robusta is the source of this 1237-nucleotide messenger RNA. The record is from the annotation of a GenBank genome assembly. NCBI's taxonomy places the organism in Eukaryota, Bacillariophyta, Bacillariophyceae, Naviculales, Naviculaceae.
AAAUCUUCCCUUGCCACACCAGAUGAUGAUGAUGUAAUGCUACGCCUUCCAACAGAGGUAUCAUCCACUUUUGCCAGCUAGCUGUAUCCAAAAUGAAGAAAGAUGGGCAAUGAAUUGUCAUCAUGGCGGGAGUGUUUGUCAGAGUGGUGGGAAGGAGGAAAGGAGGAGGAAGCAGAAAAGCCUCCAAAAGAUCUGAGACCACCCUUGUCCGAGGAAGAGAAGCAACGAUUGAUGGAAGAAUUGAAGGGACUGGCCGCCGAAUGUGGAUUUGAACACGUCCAUCAAGCGGAUAUUGCCAUUGGAGGCUUCUUGCAUGUACUACAAAAGAGUGAACACAUGGACGGAGAUACCGUUGCGUAUAUCGUCGAUUCCAUUCAAGGUGCCGAUGAUGCCAUCAAGCAGUACGUCGAGGUGGCCGUGGUACAGAAACUCACCAAGAAGUUUCUAAAUCCACUGAGACUGGUGAAGCUGACCAAGGCACUACUCAAAGUCUACAAGGCACAACGUUUUAUCAAACGAUUGAAACGACCCGACAAGGAUUGCAUGCAUACUGAAGAUGUUGUCCGAGUGCUCCAAAAGGUACGGGUACCACAAGAAGCCAUUGAACUGUUUUUGGGCGGAUUCAUUGCCUUUCUUGGGAUGAAUUUCAAUGUGCAAGUUGGGGAUAUCUUGUGUCUUGCAGAAGAACAGGAAGAAGGAGCUGGAGACGACACAGACACCAAAGAAGGAUUAGGUAUCGAGGAUGUCACGGAUGAAGCCACUGAAGAAGACGGUGGAAUGGAAGAAGAAGAGGCAAAAGACAACGAAAAGGAUGCAGACUUGGUUCCAGGUAAGGCAACAACAGAAAUGACCGAAGGAAGAGAUCAGGUAGGUAGAACAGGAAAUGGAACAAGGAGGCACAAUCGACAACAAACAAAAGGAGGAAUCAACAGAAACCACAGAAGGAAUGGAUGAGGCCAAUGUAGACAGACCAGAGGGCGCACCCCAGAAAGAAAGCACAACUGAACAAUAAGGAAAAUGGAGAGAUGAUACGCAGAAUUGGGUAAAGCAACAGAAACCAUGCAGCAGACUCUGAAAGAUGAGGAGAAAAAGGAAUGAAACCAUCCAUAUGCCCACCAGCUAAACUGUUGAUAGCCCAACUAUCAAACUUGCUGGGAAGGCUGUGGUUACUUCAUAACAUGACAUAGCAUUACAUAACAUUCAUUUAUUUAUUUAGUACAGAUAACCUAGCACGGCA